Metschnikowia bicuspidata var. bicuspidata NRRL YB-4993 is the source of this 287-nucleotide messenger RNA. RefSeq lists its product as uncharacterized. The transcript has a single exon. The record is from RefSeq and is a predicted model, not a curated record. The coding region runs from base 101 to 280 and encodes 59 amino acids. Lineage: Eukaryota; Fungi; Ascomycota; Pichiomycetes; Serinales; Metschnikowiaceae.
CGCUCAACUCAGUUUUUCGAAAGAACACCUGGGUAUACUGAGUCAACUAAUUUAUUGAGAGUCAACUAAUUUAUUGAGAGUCUGACCCUUACCAGAAACAAUGUUUUAUUUCGAACCACAAACCUGGAAAUCUCAGUAUGGGUACACGUUCGGCAUCUUUUGCAAGUGCGUACCAAUUGUUCUUCGACGCCAUAUAAUCUGGCAAGUAGAAGCGAGACGACGCAGGACUCGCUAUUUUCGCAUGCCGUCUGAACGUGUUCAGAAACCGCUUAUUCUUUGAGUUUCCA